Peronospora farinosa is the source of this 1398-nucleotide messenger RNA. Lineage: Eukaryota; Oomycota; Peronosporomycetes; Peronosporales; Peronosporaceae. The record is from the annotation of a GenBank genome assembly.
AUGGGGCGAUUCUUACGGACGUCUCCUACAGUGAGCACUGAGCGCGGACGCAGAUACGAGAUGGUACCAAGAGACAACGAAGAAGAAGAAGAAGAAGAAAAACAACAAGGACAUACACAUAUGCAGCAUCAAUCGAUAGAUGGCGAGACCACUCGUGUGUCAUCCUCCGUUAGUGUCACAAACGGCAGGUCGGCGCUCAUGCGCAGCGACAGUGAGACUGAAGCGGACGUACAGGAGUCGCAGCAUCUGACGCUGCAACGUCAGCAGUAUCAGGAGACUGUAGAGCUUCAGGAGAAGAAGGAAGAAGGAGGGUCGUGUUUGUCUUCUCUUGAAGAGACGAAAGAAGACAAGACAAUUGAAGAGCCCAAUAACAGUGACACUGAUGUAGAUUUAGACGCUAUUCACGUCCGUAUCUUGGACUUGAAUGGCAAGUUCUUUAAUAUUACAUGUCGUCUGGACUGGACCGUGUCUCACAUGAAACAGAAGGUGCUGGAAUGCACGGAAGUAGCAGUGACGUCGCAGAGACUCAUCUAUCGCGGACGCGUAUUGGAGGAUAAUGCAUCACUUGACAGUUACAAGCUGGAGGAUGGACACACUAUUCACUUGUUUGUGCGGGCAGCGAGCUCACCCGAUCCCGAGAUUUUGAAUGCUGAACUAAAUGCUAGUGGGAGCACGAACGGAGGACGAGAUGACGGUGCUACGGUCGUAAAUAUAAACAGUGAAAUUGUGUCAUCGGCUGUCUUCCCGUCCGAUUCGGCCAGACGAGUGGACCCGUUGAUGCUGGACUCGUCUCUGGGUAAUUGUGCUCGCCGCGUGAAACUCUGGAGCUCCUUCUUGUUGAUUAUAUACACGAUGAAGGUGAUGGGUCAGUUUGCGCUACUGGCGAAUGAUCAGCAGCGUGCGGCUCAGCAGGAGCAGGAAGUUACGGGGGCUAGUGAAACUGAUCGGUCCAUGCGCCGCUACGAGAUUCCACAGUACUACACACCAGACCCGCUUAUUGGUAGUAUUGAACUUAUGGUGCACUGUUUCGGUGUGUAUGUGGGCUGCGUUGGCUUCAAGGCAGCACAUGACACAGAUAUUCGCCCAAUUCGUUUCUACUGCCGAGGUGUCGUGUGGCUCGCCAUUCUUACAGUAAUAGAGCAGAUUUACACGACUGUACAGAUUUUCGAAUCUGACUUCCCCACGGAGCAAGUGCAUUACCCCUAUGGCGGGCAGGGGCCCACCAAGGAUGAUAUAGUGUCAGCGAACAUUUUUCAGACCAUUAUGCUUGCGGCUAUGUGGGUUAUUGCCAUUCGCCACUCGUACUUGCAUCAGCGUGAGGUGUCCAUCUACAACCAGUCUUUUGCACUGGCAGCGAUGAAUGCUGCGCCUCCUGUGCACUUGCUUGAAGUGGUGUAA